AUGGCUAAGUCAACGCGUGGCAGCUACGAACAAAAGUUCGAUCGGGCAUGGGAAGUGCUGCUGGUCAGAUGGCAUGACAACAAGGUGGUCAACGCCAUGACAAACUACGACUCAGCCGACCCGCCCACUUCAACGAUCCGCUACGAUCGUUCGGCCAGAAAACGUCUCCCAAUACCGCAGCCCAAGGUUCUGAAAAGCUACAACAUGGGCAUGGGCGGAGUCGACCUGCAUGACCAGCUACUGGGGGCGCUGGAGUCGGCGCUGGACUCGCCGGCGCUGUCCGAGCAGGAGCGCUGCUGGCGCCGGCUGUCGGCCGACUACCAGUCCCGCUACUGCGGCCACUGCAACACCACCACCGACAUCAAGGAGGCCAACUUCUUCGGCAGGGACGGCCAGUUCAUCCUGGCCGGCUCCGACGACGGCACCUUCUUCAUCUGGGAGCGGCAGACGGCGGCCAUCGUGCGCGUGCUGCGCGGCGACGCCACCAUCGUCAACUGCGUGCAGCCGCACCCGCGCCUCUGCCUGCUCGCCUCCAGCGGCAUCGACAGCUGCGUGCGGCUCUGGGGCCCGCUGCCGGAGGGCGCGCCGCAGGAGCGGUGCGUGGCCGACGCCGAGCACGCGGCGCAGGCCAACCAGCAGCGCAUGAACGCCGACCCGAUGGACAUGAUGCUGCUCAACUUCGGCAGCCGCGUGGCCGGGGGGGACGAGGCGCCCGGCCAGGGCAUCCCGUGCCGGACCAGCUAG
Pollicipes pollicipes is the source of this 744-nucleotide messenger RNA. RefSeq names its product WD and tetratricopeptide repeats protein 1-like. Gene Ontology annotation, molecular function: protein binding. The transcript has 3 exons. The record is from RefSeq and is a predicted model, not a curated record. NCBI's taxonomy places the organism in Eukaryota, Metazoa, Arthropoda, Thecostraca, Pollicipedomorpha, Pollicipedidae. The coding region runs from base 1 to 744 and encodes 247 amino acids. Gene Ontology annotation, cellular component: Cul4-RING E3 ubiquitin ligase complex; cytoplasm. Gene Ontology annotation, biological process: negative regulation of fatty acid biosynthetic process.